GUCGUUAGUCUUCUUGUAACGUUCGGUCUGGAAACAUGUGUUCGGUUAGUUAAACGGAAACCAACAACGAUCGUUCGUCUGUGCCUGCAAAGGAAAAAACAUAUGAAGAAUAGUUAGUGGCCGGUUUUUUUUUGUUUUGUACAUUUUUUGUUGAACAAAAGAGAGAGAAAACAAAAGUAAUCACAUUGAAAACCAAACCACAACAACACGAAAUAUUUAUGGAAACUUUUCGGCAAAUAAAUUGAUUCUUCUUUCACGAAAUAAGUGAAGUAAAGUGAAGAAAAGAAUUGACAGCAUACUAAAUGAUGUUGUCUGUCAGAGAAAAUAUGUAUAUAUGUAUGAAUAUCUCCCACAAAUCACAACUAUUAGCACGCUUUUGAAAAAAAAAAUGUAUUUUAUUUUCGAAAGUUAAGAUUCGUGCAAAGCUGUGAAAAAAAUAAAAAAAAAAACAAACGAGUGGAAAGUGCGUUUAAACAUUCAAGAAGUAGACAACAAUUUUGGGUGAAUGAACAAUAAAAAAAAACUACAAGUCGCAGCCAUAAAAACAACACUUGUUCCGUUGAAACCUACAAAAGGAAAACGAGGCAGAAAAGGAUUGAAUGACUAUAUGCUACCGUCGUCCACGUUUUGUUAAAAUUCGCGUAAGGAAUUUGGGAUUUUUUGUAGUUGAUCAUGGACAACGAGCAAACGGUGCGGCCGGUGCCGGCACCAAGACGUCUAUAUCCCGAACUACGUAAGAGCGAAUAUGAAAAUGUUGCCGUUGAACUUAUAAACAAAAAUCUUAACAUUAAAUCGGAAAAUCUCCAAACGAAUGCCAACAAUAAUGAAAAAGUACCAAAUAACAAGGUAUUCCUGCUGUACCCCACCCUCCCCGAAGAUGAUGACAUAACACCGACAAACAACAACAAUAAAUCCAUACUCACGGAAACAAAUGAUCUGUAUGGACCCAAUGCAAAUGAAAAUGUUGCCAUAUAUGCAGCACCAACACCGAAACCAGCCCCCCGUCCACGCAAGCCACAAAACAAUGAAAUACAAAGUUAUGAAAAUACGGUAAUUGUACCGGCCUCUUCUGGGGAACCAACUUCGUUGAACAGUUUAGACGGCUCCGGUGGAGCAGUUAAUAAAAUCAAUAAUGAAUCUGCAAUACAAGUAACACGUCGUGCUCCUGAACUGCCACCGAAAACCUAUUUAAAUUCUGAACGUGAAAUGGAACGGCGACGGCGUUAUUCCAUUUCCAGUGAAGUAUCGACCACAAGUAGUUACCACAAGGACUCCGAUCUGAAGGAUAUUAAUUUUAAACGAGACAAACUCAAUAAAUCAUCGAUGAGUUAUAAGUCAUCAACAUCUUCACUGGCCGAUUCCAUAGAGAGUUCGGAAAACAGCAAAUACAAGUCACCAUCACCCGGAGAUCUCCUUAAAUCAUUGGGUUCCACCUCAAAACAGCUAACCGAAUCCAUUGGAGAACGUGUGGCAUUGAAAGCAAGGGGAGCAAAACAUAAAUUGGACAAAAAUCUCAAAUCAUCGACGGAAGCCUUGAGUUCCAUUGGAUCAGGUACGACCAGCCGUCUAAAGAAAUUCGGAGCCAAUUUUACCACGCUGACAAAAAAGGAUAAAACCGCAACAGCAGAAUUUCACAUGGAUAGACCACAGACUUUGCCGCCCAAUGAUCAGGUUUUUAAUGGCAUCACCUUUACCAGCCCCUUGUCGCACAAGGCCAAAGGCAUGUAUGAUCUAAGGUCGCAACAGGAAGAUUUGGAUAACUCCUAUGAGGUGCCACGCAGUGUCAGAGUGCUUAAAACCGAGGAGGAUAAAGAAAAUGAGCUGUUGCAGCCUCCCUCAUACCAUGCGGUUAUGAAAACAUCUUCCAACUCAUCGCUGGCCACAUCGCAUGAAAACACACCAGUAUCGAGUAAAAGACCAAUAAUGACAAAUCCCUUGGCCCUGGAGGCAGCCAACAAAGUUUUAAACAAACGUUCACAGAAUUCCUUGUCCGCCGGCAGUUCUGAUACCAUUAAUUCCCGCGAUUCCAUUGAUAUGCCACCAUCACCCCCAAUGCCCUCUAUACCAGCUCCAGUGCUACCAUCAGAUUUUGCAAACAACAAUAACAACAACAACGAAGCUGCCUAUGGCAAAAUUAAUCCAGUUCAACCUCCAGUACGGCACAAACGCAGAAAAAACUAUGAAGAUAUACAGCUAAGAAGAGAACUGCCCGAGAUGAAUGUGACCAACCUAAGGCCCAACAUUGACUCCACAGAGCUGCAUGCCAUGAAUGCCGCUGCAGUGCAGGCAGAACGUGAAGAAUCCUUGAUUCUAAGGGAAAAACUCCUAGAAGAAGAAAAGAAAACACCACAGCCGGAUCGCAGCGAUUCAUGGGAAUAUUAUGAGGAUCAAGAUAAUGCCUCUACCUCCUCAUCGAAUGAGGUGGAUCCCAUCUAUGCCAAUCAAGAAGUUACCUAUGGCAAUGUCUUCGAAAUGGCCACCAGCAACAAAGACAUACUCACACCACGCAAUGCCCUAGUUCAGAUCUCCGAAGAAGAGUCAGCAGAUGAAUGUGAUUUGGGGGCGGUGGGUGGUUCGGCCACAGCCAAGCCCUCAAAGGAUAUUAUACAAGAAUUUGAUCCUCUAAUGCACAAGCGCGGCACAACCUUAAAAUGUGACGACAAAUCCAAUCAAUUGUUGUUGCUGGAGUAUCUGCUCGAAGAAGAUACCUAUGGCAGUGUGAACGAUCAAAGUUGUGCCAAAUCGGAUGAUGAUAUUAGCAUGUGUACUUCGGAAGAAGACAAUACACACAUGGCUGCUACUGCUGCCACAGAACUACCCAGCGGUGCUGUAAAAGUACUUCCCACACCUAAUUUGCCGGAAAAACAAUUGGAAAAACCUUCCACUUCCGCCAAACCGAUGCAAAUUGUCCAUCAGAAUGCCCAUUUGCUUUCUGAUAGUCGAGAAAAUAUGCUGGCAGAUGACUUUGAGGCCAGAGUCAAACCAUAUCUAAGUCGUGUUGAUGAAAAUCCCACCACAUCUUCCAAUAGGGUAGAUUUGAGCAAACCAUCCGCACAAAAACGUUCACAAUGGUUUGUGUCCGAUGACGAACAACAACAACAGAAACAGGGUAAUUCCCCACAAGCACGUUCGAAUCCCUUCAAUAAACCAAACAUUGAUGAUGGUGAAAGUCCACCGUCCUACCUGGAGGCCAUUGGGGAAUGCCCGGCGGAUAAGAACACAGAGACGACGACGACACAACAAAAACAUUCCUCUACCUCUCAACGCACCGCUGCCCGUUUUAUGAAUAACACAAAAAAUGUUUUUUCCAAUGUGAAAUUUCACGUUGAUGCCUUGAAACGCAAGGCCAGCUUUAAAACGCCCCAAAAGUCAUCUGAUGUCAAGGUGACAUUACAAAUGAUUCCACGUCCCAGUUUAUCACCGCUGCUGGUGCGAUACGAAGGUCCCUUGAUACGUUUCCCCUCCGGAGUGGUUGAAGAUAUCCUCAAAGAAAUGCAAAAUCGCAAAGCCAUCCUCAGAGAUCGCCAAUUCCAAACAUUCCUUGAUCAGGAGAUGAAAACGCCCAAAGAAGCCAUACCACUCGAAUACAUCACCACGCUGCAAUGUGUCAGCAAUAGUCGUGUCACAGAUAAUUCUACGCGAUUUUAUUGUUUUGAAAUGACCACAUCUAUACCGAAAAAUGGCAGUGGCGGAAGUUCUGGAGGUGUUCAGCAGUUAUCCAAUCCGAAUUUGAUAAUAACAUCUAGUUCGGCGGGUAAUGUAAAAUAUCAACGGACUUCACAUCUCUACGGUGUGGGCAAGGAGUCGGAGAGGGGAAUUUGGAUGCAAAAGCUUCUGGAAAGUUUAACAAAUGUGGUUCCAGUCAAGUAUACCUGUCAAUAUUACAGAGCUGGUUGGUGUUAUCUAAAGAAUUCCAUAACCUCGGAAUGGAGUGGAACCUGGUUGGUGCUGAAGAAAACUCAACGACGUUUGAUAUUUGUGACAGAAGCGACCGGCAAUGUUGAAAAAGUUGAUUUGAGGAAAGCAAGAUGUAUUGUUCUCAAAGACAGUGAUGACACCAUCAAAAACUUACAUGUGGAAAAUGGACCAAUGCUUAUGAUCGAUGCACCGCCAUUUACCGUCUACAUGAUAAUGAGUACACCGCGUGAAACGAAAAUAUGGCGACACAUAAUACGUGAAGUGGCCCACAAUAAUGGCUUCACACUGGCCGAUCAACAAUUGACCAAAUUUAAUGUUCCCGUUAUUGUUGAUAAAUGCAUUAAUUUCGUUUACAUACAUGGUUCAAUGUCGGAAGGUAUUUAUCGUAAAUCGGGAUCAGAAAACUCCAUACUGAAGUUGAUGUCCGCAUUUCGGGCUGAUGCAUUUAAUGUCGAAAUAACCCGCAACGAAUACAAUGAACAUGAUGUGGCAAAUGUCUUGAAACGUUUUAUGCGUGAUUUACCCGAAAGACUAAUGGGUAAAUUAUCGGAAAGUUUUAUUUGUGUAUCCGAGCUGAGAACUUCAACGGAGAAGAUACCACUGUACAAAGAGUUACUAGCCCGCCUCAGUGUCAUAGAAAGGGAAACACUCAAGAAAAUUGUGGGCCAUUUGGCUUUUAUUAGUUCACAAAAGGCCAAAAAUAAAAUGAGCAUACAAAACCUGACAAUGAUCUGGGGACCAACUCUAAUGCAGAAUCAUCAAUCCCAAGAGGAAAUGGUCUAUUCGCAAAAGGAAGCCGAUGUAUUUGCUGAUUUGAUAACACUGUACAAGAAUUUAUUCCCAUUGUCCCCUGAUGAAAUGAAAAAGGAACAAGAAAUGUUGUUGUGUCUGCAAAAAUACUAUGCAGCGGCAGAGUCGUUAUCCGAUUCUGUUAAAAAGUCUGGAGAUUUGAAGAUGUGGAUAACACUCAAUCCCAAUCCAGAGAAUACCACAGAGGAAAAGACUCAAGUGAAUGUCACCAUUUCGCCGACAAAAACCGCCUAUGAAAUUUGCCAAGAACUUGCACCGAAAAUGAAAUUAUCCACCCAUCAAGUGACACUGCACGAAGUCAUAUGCAAUGGCAAUUUGGAGAGACCUCUACACCAUGAUACCAAAGUGUUCGAUGUUGUUCUAAAUUGGUCCUAUUGGCCCGAGGAUGAUCGUAAAAAUAAUAAUUUAGUUGUUAAACCUUUGGAUUUCCUAAACGAAGUGCAAAGAGCGGUGAAAAAUCUGGCCACCGUUACGCCGGGCAAAGAAUUGAGAUUUGCCGAUAAUAAGACAAAAUCCUUUAAGGCAUAUCAAUGUGAUUUGAGGGAUGGUAAAAUAGUUGUCUCCAAAAAGGAUAAAAACGAUAAGACAACAAUUGUACGAGAAAUCUUCCUGCACAGUACCACCGCCUAUUUGGGUUGUGAAAAGAAGCGAGAUGUACCGUGGAAUUGGUCAAUUACAUUCGUUGAAAAGACACAAACGCAAAUUAUGAGAUCUCGAGAUUCACCAUUCAUUGGACAUGUAUUGGCGGGCAGUGAAUGGGUUGAUCGAACCAUCUGGUAUUCCAGCAUAUGGUAUUGUUUAUAUGGCGAUAGUAUAUUACCACCAGCAGAAAUUAUUAUUAAGUAAAAUUAGUUUACAGCGAUUUAAUGAAAUGUGAAUUUAUAAUACAAAUUUUUAAGUCGAAAUACCAUAUAAUUAUCUUUACUACAAGUAAGACGAACAAUUCCAACAACAUUAUUAAAUUCUAGAAAACAACAAACCAUUAUAUAUUGUAAAUUACUGCAUUUUUAGAAAAUAUAUUCACCAGAAUUUGUCACGAAACACAAGUCUGGAACUUGCCUGCUUUCAAAAUAUAUAUUUUCUCCAACCAAUCAUUCUUUAGAAUGUAAAUAUCGUACACUUAAUUAUAAAGUAAAAAGAAGCAAUUGUUAAUUUUAAGGGUUUUUUUAAAGUUAUGCUGAAUAUUUUUUUUAUUAAAAAUAAAUAAUUGUUAAUUUAAAUUUUUUAUUAUUUUUUUAUAAUUAUGUUACGCACAUAUGCAAUUAUUAUUAUUUUUUAAUUAAGUACUAUAUUUAAAUUAAAUAUAUAUAAAAACUGUAUUUUGUU
Molecule: messenger RNA, 6054 nt
Organism: Musca domestica (house fly)
Lineage: Eukaryota; Metazoa; Arthropoda; Insecta; Diptera; Muscidae
Gene: RhoGAP15B
Exons: 11
Coding region: 673-5574 (1633 amino acids)
Biological process (GO): signal transduction; positive regulation of GTPase activity
Molecular function (GO): phosphatidylinositol-3,4,5-trisphosphate binding; GTPase activator activity
Source: RefSeq, a predicted model, not a curated record